This is a messenger RNA of Amoebophrya sp. A25, 272 nucleotides long. The record is from the annotation of a GenBank genome assembly. NCBI's taxonomy places the organism in Eukaryota, Dinophyceae, Syndiniales, Amoebophryaceae.
GGCACAUCCUCCUCGGGAACAGCACGAGGUGCAGCAGCUUCUGAGACUUAAGGGUUGGAAGUUGACAUCUCUAUGCGCAUCUUUAUGGCUUCUUCAAGUAGGAAAGCCAUAGAUAUGCGAGCUAGAGCGGCCAACUUUCAACCCCCUAAGAGACGUCAUCGCAAUCGAGCAGCGCACGAAGGCCCCGCCCGACUCCUCUGUCGGAUGAUGCAGGACUUUUGCCCGGUAGUCACCCUGACUGGUUUCCGCUUCCAUGUCGUUCACCUCUCACC